Volvox carteri f. nagariensis is the source of this 1011-nucleotide messenger RNA. RefSeq lists its product as uncharacterized. The record is from RefSeq and is a predicted model, not a curated record. NCBI's taxonomy places the organism in Eukaryota, Viridiplantae, Chlorophyta, Chlorophyceae, Chlamydomonadales, Volvocaceae. Gene Ontology annotation, cellular component: Golgi apparatus. The coding region runs from base 1 to 1011 and encodes 336 amino acids. The transcript has 6 exons. Gene Ontology annotation, molecular function: glycosyltransferase activity.
AUGGCGCUGCAACGAGCUGCCAUCGAUAUUUCACACCUCAGUUGCCGCAACAGCCUCGUCCUGCUGGGCAUGGCGAACGAGGAGGCGUUGCAACACACGGUGCCAUACUUUCUCGAAAGCCUCAGCCGCGUAGCUGUAACGGCCGGCAAGGACGCUGGACACUCCCUGGUCGGUCGGGUUGUGCUGGUUGCCUGGUCGCAGGAUGCCAUGAAGGCUUGUCAGGCAUUGCAAGCAACGUACAACCACCAGUGCGUGCGAGAUGCGCAGCAUACCGCCGCGACGGGUUCUUUCGUCUUCCACGACACGGGCUUCAAUUCAUUGGGAUUCGCCAAGGUCAAGUACAUACUGAACGGACUGUCCCUGGGCCAUGAUGUCGUGUUCCUAGACACGGAUAUUGUCGUAAUGCGUGACCCGCUGCCGUACCUGCUCGUCCACGACGCCGACCUUUUCGGUUCGAUGGAGAAGUGCAUGGUGUACAACGACUCCCUGUCGUUCAACUCACCAGAGUUCAAGUCGCUGCGCAAGCGGCCCCCAGCGAUCAACAUCGGCAUGCUGUACUUCAAGGCCUCAGCUAGUGUCACCCGCUGUGUGUAUAACUGGGCAUGGGAGAUGCGGUCGGAGGUGCAGACACGCCCGAGACUGUGGGAUCAGGACAUCUUUGGCAAGGUGAUGGUCAAGUGUACGGCAGUCCAUGGACUGCGGUUUCAGGUGCUGGACCCGCGCCUGUUCCAGUCGGGCUGCUUUCCCGGCUGUGGAUGCAAAUUCUUCAACAAUGAGAUCCGCCCUGACCGUAUUGGUCGGUUCAGCGGGGGCUUCCGGAAGCUUCCAGCUGUACCAGAACGACCAGGCGUUGGCUCCGGUCUCAUAAACUUGGUGGCCAACCAUACCCCACCCCCCUUCGACCCGGAGCCGAAUCCCGGCCACCAAAGCCGCUUCAUUCUAUUGGUCCAAGGAAAAUGUGAGAUCCCUCUGAGCCCGAGCCCGAUGUUAAACGCGCCGCGCAAUGAUUGA